Molecule: messenger RNA, 5091 nt
Organism: Varanus komodoensis (Komodo dragon)
Lineage: Eukaryota; Metazoa; Chordata; Lepidosauria; Squamata; Varanidae
Gene: WASHC4
Product: WASH complex subunit 4
Exons: 34
Coding region: 83-3598 (1171 amino acids)
Biological process (GO): endosomal transport; endosome organization
Cellular component (GO): WASH complex; endosome
Source: RefSeq, a predicted model, not a curated record
CCCGUGGUUUUCAGUCAGUGGGGCAAGGGCAGCUCCGGUUUUUGCUUUUGCUAUCGCCGCCGCCGGUGGGCGCGGGGCUGCUAUGGCGCUGGAGACUCUGUCGCCGGACUGGGAGUUCGACCGCGUCGACGACGGCUCGCAGAAAAUCCAUGCUGAAGUGCAGUUGAAGAAUUAUGGGAAGUUCCUUGAGGCAUAUACAUCCCAGCUGAGGAGAAUUGAAGAUGCACUGGAUGAAUCUAUAGGAGAUGUUUGGGACUUCAAUCUUGAUCCCAUUGCAUUAAAUCUUUUGCCUUAUGAACAGUCUUCCCUACUUGAACUCAUAAAGACAGAAAAUAAGGUUCUAAACAAAGUCAUUACUGUGUAUGCAGCCCUUUGCUGUGAAAUCAAAAAACUAAAAUAUGAGGCAGAAACAAAAUUUUAUAAUGGCCUCUUGUUUUAUGGAGAAGGAGCUGUGGGUUCCAGUAAGGUUGAAGGAGAUAGCCAAAUACAGAUGGGAAGAUUUAUUUCAUUUUUACAGGAGCUGACUUGCUUUGUGACACGAUGCUAUGAAGUGGUGAUGAAUGUAGUUCACCAGUUGGCUGUACUUUAUACCAGUAACAAGAAUGCCCCUAAAGUUAUAGAGACUUCAGGAGUUCAUUUUCAGGCUAUGUAUGAGCAUCUGGGGGAGCUGCUGACAGUUUUACUCACACUGGAUGAAAUCAUAGAAAAUCAUGUCACCCUGAAAGACCACUGGACCAUGUACAAAAGGUUAUUAAAAUCUGUCCAUCACAAUCCCUCUAAAUUUGGAGUCCAGGAAGAUAAAUUGAAGCCAUUUGAAAAGCUGUUAUUGAAACUAGAAAGCCAAUUACUGGAUGGGAUGAUAUUCCAGGCUUGUAUAGAGCAGCAGUUUGAUCGCCUCAGUGGGGGAGUAUCGAAGAACAGCACUUUUGCUGAGGAGUUUUCGCAUAGUAUUCGCAUGAUUUUUGCAAAUGUUGAAUCUAAACUUGGUGAACCCUCAGAAAUUGAUCAGAGAGAUAAGUACGUAGGAGUUUGUGGGCUCUUUGUACUGCAUUUUCAGAUAUUUCGGACUGUAGACAAGAAAUUUUACAAAUCGUUGCUGGACAUUUGCAAGAAGGUGCCAGCUAUCACACUUACUGCUAAUAUUGUUUGGUUUGCUGACACCUUUCUGAUCCAGAAGAUGCCAGCUGCUGCCAAGCUUCUGGACAGGAAAAGUUUUCACUCUGUAAAAAUACACAGAGAGAGCUUUCUACAGCAAAAGUCGCAGUCACUUAUCAAAGAGAUGCAAUCGUAUUAUGUGUUUGUAAGCUCAUGGAUGAUGAAAAUGGAAUCUAUUUUGUCGAAGGAGCAACGAGCGGACAAGUUUGCAGAGGAUCUCACUAACAGGUGCAAUGUUUUUAUACAGGGGUUUCUUUAUGCUUAUAGCCUUAGUAACAUCAUUAAAACUACAAUGAAUCUGCAUAUGUCAAUGCAGAGGCCUAUGACUAAAACCUCAGUUAAAGCAUUGUGCAGGCUUGUGGAACUUCUCAAAGCAAUAGAACAUACAUUUUACAGAAGAAGUAUGGUUGUUGCUGAUUCAGUCACGCACAUAAUUCAGCACCUUCAGUAUCAAGCUCUUAAUGCCAUUGCUGUAGCCAAGAAAAGAGUAAUUUCUGACAAAAAGUACAGUGAACAGCGCCUUGAUGUACUUUCUGCUCUUGUAUUGGCUGAGAAUACUCUCAAUGGCCCUAGCACAAAACAGAGACAACUUGUUAUUUCCCUUGCCCUCAGUGUGGGCACACAAAUGAAAACGUUUAAAGAUGAAGAGCUCCUUCCUCUUCAAGUAGUUAUGAAAAAGUUAGCCUUAAUCAGUGAACUUAGGGAACGUGUCCAAGCACAAUGUGACUGCUGCUUCUUGUACUGGCACAGAACUGUAUUUCCAAUUUAUUUGGAUGAUGUGUACGAAAAUGCAGUAGAUGCUGCUAGGUUACAUUACAUGUUUAGUGCUUUGCGGGAUUGCGUACCAGCUAUGAUGCACUCAAGGCACUUGGAAUCCCAUGAGAUUCUUCUGGAAAGCUAUGACAAAGAAAUCAUGGAUGUUUUAAAUAAGCACCUUCUGGACAAAUUAUGCAAAGAAAUAGAAAAGGAUCUGCGGCUCUCUGUGCAUACACACUUAAAAUUAGAUGACAGAAAUCCAUUCAAAGUUGGAAUGAAGGAUCUUGCCCACUUCUUUUCUUUGAACCCGAUUCGCUUUUUUAAUCGUUUCAUAGAUAUCAAAGCCCAUGUGACACAUUACCUGGAUAAGACUUUCUACAAUCUCACCACAGUAGCUCUACAUGAUUGGGCCACAUACAGUGAAAUGAGAAAUUUAGCAACUCAGCGCUAUGGCUUAACUAUGACAGAAGCACAUCUUCCUAGUCAGACUUUAGAACAGGGUCUUGAUGUUCUGGAAAUCAUGAGGAAUAUUCAUGUAUUUGUAUCCCGAUACCUCUACAAUCUCAAUAAUCAGAUCUUCAUUGAGAGAAUCAGCAAUAAUAAGCAUUUGAACACCAUAAAUAUCCGGCACAUUGCUAAUUCAAUUCGAACACAUGGCACAGGAAUAAUGAACACAACAGUAAAUUUCACAUACCAGUUUUUGAGAAAGAAAUUUUAUAUCUUUAGCCAGUUCAUGUAUGAUGAACACAUCAAAUCCAGGCUGAUCAAAGAUAUCCGAUUCUUUAGGGAAGUUAAAGAUCAAAAUGAUCACAAGUAUCCCUUUGAGAGAGCAGAGAAAUUCAACAGGGGGAUCAGAAAACUUGGAAUUACACCUGAUGGACAAAGUUACCUUGACCAAUUCAGGCAACUAAUAAGCCAGAUAGGAAAUGCUAUGGGCUAUGUACGGAUGAUAAGGUCUGGUGGACUUCACUGCUGCAGCAGUGCAAUUAGGUUUGUUCCUGAUCUUGAAGAUAUUGUUAAUUUUGAAGAACUUGUCAAAGAGGAAGGUCUCCCAGAAGAAACACAAAAAGCAGCCAGGCAACUGGAUUCUGUACUUGGUGAUCUUACACGCAACUCUGCAGAAGGCACAGAGUACUUCAAAAUGCUUGUGGAUGUGUUUGCUCCUGAAUUUCGCAGUCCAAAGAACAUGCAUCUGCGCAACUUUUAUAUAAUUGUACCCCCACUGGCUCUCAACUUUAUAGAACAUUCAAUUGGUUGCAAGGAGAAACUGAAUAAAAAGAAUAAAGCUGGUGCAGCUUUCACUGACGAUGGCUUUGCCAUGGGUGUGGCUUACAUUCUAAAGCUUUUAGACCAGUACCAAGAAUUUGACUCCCUGCACUGGUUCCAGUCAGUACGAGAGAAGUAUUUGAGAGAGAUCAGAGCAUUAACAAAGCAACAGAACGUCCAGUCAGCUAGUCAAGAUGAAAAGCUACUACAGACUAUGAACCUUACUCACAAGCGACUGGAUGUUUGUUUGCAGGAGUUUGAACUACUUUGUUUCUCGCUAAGCAGUGCAAGGAUCUUUUUUAGAGCAGAUAAAACGGCAGCAGAAGAAAAUCAAGAUAAAAAAGACAGAGAAGAUGAAACUGUAAAAACAAACAAUGGAGAUAUGUCCAGCUCUACUUCUGCUGAUCCUCUUGUGAAAUGAGAGCUGUGAAAUCCAGUACAAUGGUGAUUUCAUGAAAUGGAUGAGAUGAAUCCAGCAUGGAAUAUGUUACCUUCUGAAUUUUGAUAAUGUCGCAGAAGAAAAAGUAUAGAAAAAAUCCUCGCUCGUUUAGCUCCAAAUUGACAGUUCAUCCUUUCUGUUGAAGUUUCACUAAAAUACAUUUUUUGGCCUAAAUUACUUGUUUUGGUGUGGGGGGGGGGAGAGAUUUGUUUAUUUACUCUUACAACUAUUUCAUAGCUUUCUUUCUUUAAUUCUCUUGUAUUUUGUGUGACUGAAUCAGGUAGAUGUCAAAUUACACCCUUGGCAUUGCUGCUGCUGUGUAUUUCCUAUUAUGUUAUGUCCCAGCUUAAAGAUCUGCCCUAGUUUAUAGACCUUUGGAAUCCAAAGAACCUGCCAGCUUAGAGGGGCAACCUCUGUCUUUCAGAGACUGACAGUGUACAAACACCUUUCUCCUGUAAUAAACAUACUCAUCCCCAUUUCUCCUUUUUGACCUCCAAUUUGACAGAAUUCUUAACUUAGAGCAUCACAUGUGCCUGAAUUGUACAGUGCUAACCAAACAACCAUGGUCUUAGUGACACAUUAUACACAUCCUUAGUCUUUACCUGGAUCUCAACUCAUAUACAUGCACUGCUUAUGUGAAUAUAUACAUAUGUACAGUAAUAUAGUUUUAAUUGUGAAUAAAGGAUGUUAGUCAUUGAACACCUUUCAUGUUGUAGAAGCUGUUAAAAAAUGAACAAUUUGGGUCUUUAAUGUGAUUUCCAAUUAACAUGGUUAGUGCAGGUAGCAAUAUAUUCCUACUGGUGACAAGGAAUGGAAUCCCCUUAAGAUCACUCGCAUGCAGCUUCAGGUAGGCAAGAGUUCUUUCUGCUGCUGAUUAUAGGUGGCUUGAAACUGGGGGAGGGAUUUCCAUCAUUAAAAGGGUGGUACAGGUCAGUAAGUUGAUAUGGAGGUACUGUUUCUUCUCGCUCAUUCUGCCUUUGAAUAAUCCACAUUUAUGCAUAAACACAGCAGCUAAUGGUCCCUCUUUUCAUAAGCUUUGUUUACAAAAAAUGAGUUUUUUCUUCUCAUAUUCAGAUCUCUUCUUUUCCAUUAAGUCUGUAACAGAACAUCACCCCUAAAAGCAGUUUCCCAUAGCAGAAAUCUAAGUGAAAGAGACUCUUGGCAGUUACAUGAUCUUAAAAUGCUUUUCCAUAAGAGUAGUAUGGAAGGGGAAAAGGAGGAGGACAUGGAUCAAUCCAGCCAAGUCACCAGUACUUUGGACUCUUGUAUGUUUGAGCUUCUGACCUGAGGUACAGAUUUGAGGUCUUGUUGCAUGUUGUCAUUGAAUUAAUUUGACCAGUUCCAUCUAUAGCUAUGUUUAAAUUCUCAGGAAUGAAAGGGACCAAAUAUGUCUUAUUCCAAUUUGUUUUACAAAGUUGUUACCUCAAUUCAGUUUAUUCUGUACAUAAUGUUAAUAAAUGUAACUUUGGAAAGUG